UCAAAAACGUCAAAUGAAGCAGAAGAUUUCAGUCAAGUGUCAUAAUAUUUUGAUUUUUUGCCAAUUUAUUUUUAAAUUAAAAUAUUGCGCAUAAUCAUCUGGUUUUAAUAAUACUCAAAAUACUGAUAUUCAUAAAAAAUGCUAUCUAAUAAACUAAGACAAAUAAGCCAAGUGUGUAAAAGGAGUCCUGUUUUUUUAAGUAAUGUGAGACAUAAAGCUGCUUAUGAAGGAGAAGGCAAGACCACAGUGCGCGUCAUCAACCAGGAGCAGGACUUGGGGCUUAUGAUAGACUCCUAUGCUACAUAUGGAUUCAGACUGAACAAUGGCAUCACAGUACUCGGACCUAUAGCUAUAUUUUCAAGAACAAUACUAUCAUGGCAAGUGAGGACAUCAAAGGAUAUCACUGAGGACUCCCUGAGACUCUUCAGGUUGCUGGAGCCCAAGAUUGACCUUUUGAUAAUAGGCCUAGAGUCGACAGACCGCUCCACGGUAGACUCAGUGUUCCGCGCGGCGCGCCUCGCCAAGCUCAACGUGGAGAUCUUGCCCACGGAGCACGCCUGCUCCACCUUCAACUUCCUUAACUCUGAAGCCAGGUCAGUGGCGGGCGCGCUGCUGCCGCCGAUGCACGUGGAGGUGAACGAGGACGACAUGCUGCGCUCCAAGCUGCACUACGAGAACCUGUACAAGAAGGACUUGUACUAGCUGCGCCGUCGGUGUACGUCCGACUGGUUCCAGCAUUCGCCAGCUCCUGUCAUAAACUAGCACACACGUACAAUGACGACUCGUAGUAUUGGUUUUACCGUUGGUGUACGUCCGACGAAUUUAUCUCUGGCCCGCUCGUCAUAAAAUGGCACACACGUACUAUUACAAUGACGACUUAUAAUAUUACAAUGAACUUACAAUGAGGUAUAUUACUAUUGCUAUUUAUCUAACUGUUGAUGCUUGUCCGACAACCUCUAUAUCUUGUUAAGCUCUUUGCCACAAUUACACUUAUGCCAUGUUCCGACACUAUACUAUACCGUUGGUGUAUGACCGACUAGUGCCAACUCUCGCUAGGUGUUAUCAUUAGAGCUAUGAUAUUUUAAUAACAUAUGAAUAUUUCUCUAUUAGAUAUAAUUAAUUUGCUUCACGUGUAGUUGAAGUUCACAAUCAUUUGGUAUAUACCUGGAAAGUUUUCCGGGAGUUUUGAAAAUUGGUUAUCUAAUACAUUUCGAUGUAGGUACUUGUUGCGAAUAUCAACUUUGCCACCUCGUAACUUUGCCGCUCGCGCCGCCAUUUCGAAAAGAUGGCGUAUACUAUAAGAUUACCAAUUUUCAAAACUCCCGGAAACCUUUCCAGGUAACUUCAUUUUUUAGCACCAAAUGACUGUACCACUGCCCUGUAGGCCCCAAGACAUCUCGUGAAGACAAAAAGACAUAUUUACUAAACAAUAGCGGCAGAUCACGCGGCAGGAAAUCGUCCCAUAGCAAAGAAAGUAAUGUUUACAAUUCGGCCGCUAUUGGUCUACAAUAUGGGUUUUUCUCGAAUAAAAAGAUAUGUUGUUUACGCAUCUUGGACCUAUUGAUCUAAACGUAGCGAUAUCUAGUCAAAAUUCAUAACUAGAGCACAUCAUGUUAUAUGAAGCCUAACACAGCACCUCACUAUAAAACUUAUUACUAACAGAUGUGGCCUGUGGGUACAUACUCUGCUUUAGACAAAAAAUAUCCACACUCAAUCUAAAACUAGAUUUAUAAAUUAAUUAAUUGAAAUUUUUGUCCUUUAGCAGUGGCGUAGGUAUAUAAGAUGGCAGAGCCUAUGUCGUUUUUAUCUUAAGGGCACACGGGACCCGUGCUCAGGCAGGGCAUUCUCAGGGGGUCCCGAAGGACUGACGGAUUAGUUAAGGACGGCGGUGGGCAGAGCUGGCACACCGCAAAAUCCUACAGGCCCACAGUAGGAUGGAGCCUUCAGCUCGCAGUGAGUUAUAAAGUAAUCUGAUGUUAAUAUACGGUGUUUCUGAGGUCCUCAGAGGACGUAGUUAUGCUACUCUCCUCUCUCCUCUUAUUAUCCUUUAGAGAAUUCAGUGUCUUAUAAUUUAAGAAUAGUAGUUAUGUAACUUGUAAAAUAUCAUUAUUAUAAUUGUUAUGUAUAAAUUAGAUUAUAGUAAAAUAUAGAUAAUAUUGUUACAAAUG
Molecule: messenger RNA, 2168 nt
Organism: Bicyclus anynana (squinting bush brown)
Lineage: Eukaryota; Metazoa; Arthropoda; Insecta; Lepidoptera; Nymphalidae
Product: NADH dehydrogenase [ubiquinone] 1 alpha subcomplex assembly factor 3
Exons: 6
Coding region: 139-702 (187 amino acids)
Biological process (GO): mitochondrial respiratory chain complex I assembly
Cellular component (GO): mitochondrial inner membrane
Source: RefSeq, a predicted model, not a curated record